Molecule: messenger RNA, 911 nt
Organism: Rhea pennata
Lineage: Eukaryota; Metazoa; Chordata; Aves; Rheiformes; Rheidae
Gene: NUTF2
Product: nuclear transport factor 2
Exons: 5
Coding region: 115-498 (127 amino acids)
Biological process (GO): protein import into nucleus
Cellular component (GO): nuclear pore central transport channel
Molecular function (GO): nuclear import signal receptor activity
Source: RefSeq, a predicted model, not a curated record
GGCGGGCGGGGCGGGCAGCGCGGGCGAGAGAGGCUCAGAGGAUUCGCGCCGCGCACGGUGCCGCUGCCGCCAUAGUGGGAACUGCGGGUCACUGGCUUUGGGUGAGGAUUCAGAAUGGGAGACAAGCCUAUCUGGGAGCAGAUUGGGUCCAGCUUCGUACAACAUUACUACCAGCUCUUUGAUGCAGACAGGACCCAGUUAGGAGCAAUAUAUAUUGAUGCAUCAUGCCUUACGUGGGAAGGACAGCAGUUCCAGGGCAAAGCAGCUAUUGUUGAAAAACUCUCUAGCCUUCCUUUCCAAAAAAUACAACACAGCAUCACAGCACAAGACCACCAGCCUACACCUGACAGCUGUAUACUCAGUAUGGUAGUGGGACAGCUUAAGGCUGAUGAAGAUCCUAUCAUGGGAUUCCACCAGAUAUUUCUAUUAAAGAACAUCAAUGAUGCCUGGGUUUGCACCAAUGAUAUGUUCAGGCUAGCACUGCACAACUUUGGCUGAGCUGGCAACCCCGAGGCACUCGUGCUUUUUUUUCCUUCUGUCCUCUUCCUGAUACUAUUCACACUCACAGAACAUUCCAAAUAUCAUACACAAACCUGCAGCACUGCAGAGCGUGAGCAAGCAAGACCUGUGACCUGUCCUUCUGCUGAGUUUACAUUGUUACUAGAUGAGUUCCUUGUGCAUGAUGUUUGGAAGUUAGACUUAGCUGCAUUUGACAAGAGAAAUUUGUGUUGUACCAGCAUGCCUCGGAAAGAAUUUAUAAUACAAAAGGUUGCUGUUUAUGUACUGACAAGAUGCUCUAUAAUCCAAAGAAAUGAAAGAACAGCAGCCUGUACGGCCCAGAUAUUGAUUUGUUCAGAUGUUUCGAUGCUACAUUACACAAUAAAACCAUGAGAUUUUCUUAACAGUUUAAA